This is a messenger RNA of Penicillium cinerascens, 1698 nucleotides long. RefSeq names its product Sulfite oxidase. NCBI's taxonomy places the organism in Eukaryota, Fungi, Ascomycota, Eurotiomycetes, Eurotiales, Aspergillaceae. The record is from RefSeq and is a predicted model, not a curated record. The coding region runs from base 1 to 1698 and encodes 565 amino acids. Gene Ontology annotation, cellular component: mitochondrion. The transcript has a single exon. Gene Ontology annotation, molecular function: molybdenum ion binding; oxidoreductase activity.
AUGCUCAUGAUCAUGCCGCUGAAGUACGCCAUAUCCGGCCGACUGCUGGCACGUUUAGAAAGCAGCUGCUGGAUGAGCUGUGCCCAGCAUGCGAGACAUCCUCGUCAACCAACCCUUCCAACGCACCUGGGAGGGAUCAGGCUCUAUUCGCAUCAUGCAAGCAAUAAUCCUAAGACCAGUAGGUCGUGGGCCUCUCUCGCGAGCAGAGGUGCCAUAGCUGUUGGGUUCGCUGCCGGGUCCCUCCAAUUAUUGAGCGACGACUCCUACGAAAACGGUGACGGCAAGGUCGAGGCCAAAAUCAGAACUUUCCGCCUGGCUGAGGUCAAGCAGCACGACGGAUCAUCCAAGAACCCCUGGGUUAUCAAUGGAAUUUCGGUGUAUGACAUUACAGACUGGGUCGAGGCUCAUCCCGGGGGUGAAGUGAUUUUAACCGCCGCGGGAGGCAGUCUAGAACCGUACUGGGACAUCUUUACGAUACAUAAACGGCCGGACGUCUACGAAAUCCUGGAGCAAUAUAAAAUUGGCGAGAUAGACGAUGCUGAAUUGAAGGAUGGCCGAGUACCCCAGGACGCCAUCGUUGACCCAUUCCAAAAUGACCCGGAACGGGAUGCGCGACUCGUGACGCUGACGCCUUGUCCAAGAAAUGCAGAGACGCCAGAGGGAGGGCUCAGAGAGUUCAUUACCCCGAACGAGCUGUUCUAUGUCCGAAAUCAUUUCUGGGUUCCCGCCGUGGAUGGAGAAGAACAUAAGGUCAUCAUCGAGCUGACGGAUGGGAGCGAAAGGACAUAUACUGUGAAGGAACUUAAGCAGAGAUUUCAGAGACAUAAGCUCAUGACUACACUGCAGUGUGCCGGGAAUCGCCGCAAGUCGAUGACGGACGGCGUGGGGCCGACAAACGGACUCCAGUGGAAAGCCGGUGCCAUCUCUACUGCCGAGUGGGAGGGGGUCAAGCUUGUCGACGUCCUCGCCGAUGCUGGUCUGGAUAUUGAGAAGCUCCCACCCGACGCUCAGCAUGUCCAUUUCUCGGCCAUGGAGACGUACGGAGCGUCCAUCCCUAUCCGCAAGGCCAUCGACCCUUGGGGGGAUGUCCUGUUAGCCUUUGACAUGAACGGCGCCGAGCUGCCGCGGGAUCAUGGCUACCCUGUGCGAGUCAUCGUUCCGGGCACGGUAGCAGCACGCAGUGUCAAGUGGCUAUCCCAGAUUACGAUAUCUGAGGAUGAGUCUCCCACCCAGUGGCAGCGGCGCGACUACAAGAGCUUCUGCCCCAGCGACGUCAAGAAUCCGGACUGGCAAAGGGCUCGAUCAAUACAGGAGAUGCCCGUCACGUCAGCAAUUACACACGUUGAACCAACCAGGGGCGGCAGGGGCGAGGUGGAAUCCUUCUGCGCAGAAGGCUAUGCGUACUCGGGUGGGGGGCGUGAGAUUAUCCGUGUGGAUGUCAGUGUCGACGGAGGCAGGACAUGGCACGAGGCUGAGCUGUUGGAUGAUGAGGCUAAAGUGAGUGGAAGUAGGGCAUGGUGCUGGAAGCGUUGGAGGUAUAAGGGGCAGGUGCCAGAUGAUGGCAAGACUGUUUCUGAGGCUGUGCUGGUGGUCAAGGCCACGGAUGAGGCCUACAAUGCCCAGCCACAGACUUACGAGAGCAUCUUCAAUACGAGGGGCAAUCUUGCGACGGCAUGGGAUCGUGCAAAGGUAUCGUGA